AUGGAAAUGGAAAAUCAAAACUCCACUGUAACCCUUUUCAUUUUCUUAGGCUUUUCAAAUGAACCAUUAGUCCAAAUGUUCCUCUUCUUCACUUUCUUAUUUAUAUAUAUCAUAACACUAAUGGGAAAUAUAACAAUCAUGAUGAUAAUAAACGGAAAGAGCAGCCUCCACAGUCCAAUGUACUUUUUCCUAAGUCAUCUCUCUUUUAUCGAUAUUUGUUUUAGUUCAGUUACAGUGCCAAAACUGUUGGCCAAUGUCUACGGGUACAGGACAAUUUCACACAAUGGCUGCAUCACCCAGAUGUUUUUCAUUUUGUUAAUAGCAACCACUGAAACUUUUGUGCUUGCAGCAAUGGCUUACGAUCGAUAUGCUGCCAUCUGUAAGCCCUUGCAUUAUGCACAAAUCAUGAAUCUGUCAUUUUGUAGGCAGUUGGUGGGAGGUGCAUGGGCCAUGGGUUUCACACAGGCAUUGUCAAAUACAAUACCAACAAUAAGGCUAAUGUUCUGUGGUCCAAACAUUAUUAGGCAUUUCAGCUGUGAACUCCCAUCUUUACUCACACUAUCCUGCUCUGACCCUUUUCUGAAUAGCCUGACAUUUCUUGUUACUGCUUGUAUACUCAUAUUCUUUUCAUCCACUGUUAUUUUAUGGUCUUAUAUCAACAUUAUCUCUUUAAUUCUGAAGAUUCAUUCAGCAGAAGCUAAAAGGAAAACCUUUUCUACUUGCAGUUCUCACCUCAUCAUUGUGGGUCUGUUUUAUGGCACUGGGUGCCUUAGAUAUAUGAGGAUAAACUCAGCCUCCUCAAUUAUCAUGGAAGAAUAUUUUUCUGUUCAAUACAGCAUUUCAACCCCCAUGCUGAAUCCCAUUAUCUAUAGCCUAAAAAACAGGAGCAUUAAAGAAGCAAUCAAGAAAUUAAUUAAAUGUAUACCUCCAUCUUCAGGGCGCAGGAAAUGA
Messenger RNA from Anolis sagrei ordinatus, 951 nucleotides. RefSeq names its product olfactory receptor 5B12-like. Gene Ontology annotation, molecular function: odorant binding; G protein-coupled receptor activity; olfactory receptor activity. Gene Ontology annotation, biological process: G protein-coupled receptor signaling pathway. NCBI's taxonomy places the organism in Eukaryota, Metazoa, Chordata, Lepidosauria, Squamata, Anolidae. Gene Ontology annotation, cellular component: membrane. The record is from RefSeq and is a predicted model, not a curated record.